AUGGAAGCAGGCAAUGAAACAGGCGUCUUAGAAUUCCUUCUUCUGGGAUUUUCAGAGGAACCCGAACUACAGCCCCUCCUCUUUGGGCUUUUCCUCUCUAUGUACCUGACCACAGUGUUUGGAAACCUGCUCAUCAUCCUGGCCACCAUUUCUGACUCCCUGCUCCACACCCCCAUGUACUUCUUCCUGUCCAACCUGUCCUUCAUAGACAUCUGCUUCACCUCCACCACCAUCCCCAAGAUGCUGCGGAACAUCCAGACCCAGAGCAAAGCCAUAACCUACACAGGAUGCGUCAUCCAGAUGUAUUUUUUCCUGCUCUUUGCAGUUUUGGACAUAUUUAUUCUGACUGCGAUGGCCUACGACCGCUUUGUGGCCAUCUGCCACCCCCUGCACUACACAGUCAUCAUGAACCCCCGGCUCUGUGGGCUCAUGAUUCUCCUGUCCUGGGUCAUGAGUGCCCUGAACUCCUUGUUAGAAAACUUACUGCUGUUGCGACUGUCUUUCUGUGCACAGGUGGAGAUCCCACACUUCUUCUGUGAAUUCAACAAGGUGCUCCAACUGGCCUGUUCUGACACCUUUCCUAAUGACAUGGUCAAGUAUUUUGUAGUUGUCUUGAUGGGUGGUGGCCCCUUUGCUGGGAUCCUCUAUUCUUACUCUAAGAUUGUCUCCUCCAUACGUAAAAUCUCGUCAGUUCAGGGCAAGUAUAAAGCAUUUUCCACUUGUGCAUCUCACCUCUCUGUGGUCUCCUUAUUUUUUUGUACGAGCAUAGGCGUGUAUCUUAGUUCUGCUGUGACUCACAGCUCACGCUCCAGUGGGGUUGCCUCAGUGAUGUACACUGUGGUCACCCCCAUGCUGAACCCCUUCAUCUACAGCCUCAGGAACAAAGACAUCAAGAGGGCUCUGAAAGGCUUCUUUGGGAUGAGAUGUGUAAAAGGGCAAUGGUACUAG
Molecule: messenger RNA, 948 nt
Organism: Erinaceus europaeus (western European hedgehog)
Lineage: Eukaryota; Metazoa; Chordata; Mammalia; Eulipotyphla; Erinaceidae
Product: olfactory receptor 7A17-like
Exons: 1
Coding region: 1-948 (315 amino acids)
Biological process (GO): G protein-coupled receptor signaling pathway
Cellular component (GO): membrane
Molecular function (GO): olfactory receptor activity; G protein-coupled receptor activity
Source: RefSeq, a predicted model, not a curated record